AUGUCCCCUUACCAACUGGUUUAUGGCAAUGCAUGUCAUUUACCAGUGGAACUGGAACACAGGGCCUAUUGGGCGACCAGAUUCCUCAACUUAGAUGCCAAGGCAAUAGGAGAAAAGAGGUUGCUCCAGUUGAAUCAGUUGGAUGAAUUCCAACAAGCUGCAUUUGAGAAUGCUAAAAUUUACAAGGAGAGGGCCAAGAAAUGGCAUGAUAGGAAGAUAUCUUCCAGAGUCUUUGAGCAUGGCCAGAAGGUCUUGCUCUUCAACUCCAAACUCAAGCUCUUCAUAGGGAAGCUCAAGUCACGAUGGACGGGACCUUAUGUGAUCACUGACGUGUCACCUUAUGGUCGUAUUGAGCUCCAAAACAGACACUCUGACGAAAGAUUCACGUUAAUGGACAGAAAGUCAAGCAUUACCUGGGGGAUGACAUUGAGCAAGACACCUCUACACUACUACUUACAUGACAGCAGUUUUCUAACGUUUGUGAUCAUGUGUAGCCAUUACAACAGAAAUAGAAAUGGGUAG
Arachis ipaensis is the source of this 522-nucleotide messenger RNA. NCBI's taxonomy places the organism in Eukaryota, Viridiplantae, Streptophyta, Magnoliopsida, Fabales, Fabaceae. The record is from RefSeq and is a predicted model, not a curated record.